This is a messenger RNA of Orbicella faveolata, 2266 nucleotides long. RefSeq lists its product as uncharacterized. The record is from RefSeq and is a predicted model, not a curated record. Lineage: Eukaryota; Metazoa; Cnidaria; Anthozoa; Scleractinia; Merulinidae.
AUGCAAAGAAGACUACGGAAAGAUGAAAUUGGCAUUUGUGUUUGCCCGACAAUCCAAGCGCCUUGUGUUUCGGGCGGAAGUAAACCAGAAAGCAAGCGAGCUGAGAGAAAGUGCAUUCCUUUGAAAUAUUUCGCUUUGUCUUUCUGCAUUCAGAGGAAGAAAGACGCACUGGAAAGUCCUGACAUUUGUGUCCCCGUAGUCGAGCCCGAGCCUAAACGUAGAAGAAGAAGCAAGGAGCCAACUGCAUCUUCUUCUUUAGUUAAUGCAGAAAAACGGCCACAAGCAGCAGAACUCGUUCAUGAAUCAGAGCCACCAGAUGUGUGCGAAGUCGAGGGAAAUCCGCCUGCAGAGCAAGUUGGGGAAAGUGCCGGUGCGAGUGAAGAGUGCGCGAGCUGCGUCGUUCUUCAAAAUGAAAAGAGGAAGCUAAGCAACACAGUAAAGUCGUUGCGGGAAAAGCUUAUAGAAAAAAGGAAGGAACUUACAAAGAUAGAGAAGAAAGUAGAAGGUAAGUCGUUCUCAGAAGCGGGAUAUGUUAUUUAUUUAUACGAAAAAUAUAAUAUUUUUCCCGCGAAUUCAACAUGGCCGCCGAAUUAUUCGCGGGAAACACGAAGUGGAAAGUAUGCUUCUGCAGUGUUCAUAAUCGGGGUCCUUUUUUCAGAAAUGCAAAGUCAUGAUCAGGAGGUUUUCAACAAGGUAGAUUUUGUCGAGGAGAGUGGUGUAGAUUUUGGAGAUCCAUUUGCAGAGGAGAGUUGCACGGAAGAGGCCCAGGAAGGAACUGAUGAUAGCACAUACGAGACAGAGGAGGAACCCACAACUGAGACAGAAUCAGAGGACGAAGGGCUCUUAAAUGCAAGUCAAUAUAAAAGGGUCUCAUUGAAAGGAACAAACCUGCGUACAGAGCCGAAACAUAUUGUGUUUGUUUCGCAGCUUCUGCUAUUGUUUGGUUUCUGCCGUAGUUGCAAGGCAGACAACCCAAUGGUAGAUGUUGAUCAAGUUGGAACUGAAGCAGUUGUGACCAGCACCUGUUCAAACCCCAAGUGUCCCAAUCCAAAGACCACAUGGCACAGCCAGCCACCAAUGCCUGGAACAAAAUUACCAGCUGGUAAUUUUCUUCUGUGUAUGGCCAUCUUGCUAGCUGGGGCAUCAGCCUCCAAAGUGUUUACAGUCUUUGCACACAUGGGUCUUGGCUGCAUAUCUCUCAACACUUUCUUCAAAUACCAGAGGAGCAAACUGUUCCCUACAAUUUUGCUGUACUGGGAGAAGUACCAAAAGCAGAUGUUGGAGAAAGUGAAAGAAGUGAAAGAUGGGAUCAUCAUUGCAGGGGAUGGACGCCAUGACAGUAUGGGGCACUGUGCCAAGUAUGGUGCUUACACCAUAUUUUGCUGCACCAUUCCAAUGAUUCUGCACUUUUCACUUAUCCAGAGAAAUCAAGCUGGGAGCAGUCCAGCCAUGGAAUUUAUGGGGUUCAAGUCAUGUAUGGAGUUUCUGAUUGGAUAUGGCUUACUUAUCACCGCAUUUGUCUCAGAUCGACAUGUCUCAAUUGCAGCCUACAUGAGGAAGACCCUGACAACAAUUACUCACUACUUUGACAUAUGGCAUUUGAAGAAAAAAAUAAGGAAAGUCCUGUCAAAACUGUGUAAGGAAAAGGGUUGUGAAUGUAUAGCAGAAUGGAUAAAGCCCUGUGAGAAUCAUUUAUAUUGGAGUGCCACUACUACAUUCAGUGGAAAUGGUAAUGUCAUCUAUGCAAAGUUCCGGUCCUUCAUGAGUCAUAUAAUCAACAAGCACUCUCAUCUGUCUGAUCCACUGUUUAACAAGUGCUUUCAUGGUAUAAUUCAACCAAGGAAAUGGUUGAAGGCUGGUUCACAAGCCUAUGAAAAGUUGUGCAGUGUGUUGAACAACAUUAAUUUGGUGAAGGGAAUCAAACAAGCUUCCCCUUUUGCACAAACAAGUUGCCUUGAGGGGUUUCAUUCAGUUUUAAAUCAUUUUGCUCCAAAAAUGAUUGCCUUUUCCUAUGUUGGAAUGUACUGCAGUUAUGAUAAUGCACUGUAAUAAAUAACUGUGGAUUUUAUUGAUAUUAGUGGGUGGAAGUACAUAGCUAGACAUUGUUGAGACAAUUGUUUUGUGUAGCCCAUUUCCUCUCAUCAUACACCAACUCAAGGGAAAUUGUAACAUUGCAAUGUCUUUUCCUGCAGGCAUAUUCUUGCUGCAGUGCAUUUCAACUUUAAUCUGCAUAGACAUGUGAGAACACGGAACUCUGACAAUGCUA